This is a messenger RNA of Ipomoea nil (Japanese morning glory), 768 nucleotides long. RefSeq lists its product as uncharacterized. Lineage: Eukaryota; Viridiplantae; Streptophyta; Magnoliopsida; Solanales; Convolvulaceae. The transcript has 2 exons. The record is from RefSeq and is a predicted model, not a curated record. The coding region runs from base 1 to 768 and encodes 255 amino acids.
AUGAAGACAUUAAUGAAUAUGAUGAUGUCUCAAAUUAGCAAGUUGCAAUCCCAAAUGGAGAAUCUACAAGCCCAAAAUCAAGGAGGAGGCACUGAAGGGUCUACACAAGCCUCAUCUUCUAGUGGUAGACUUCCGGCUAACACCGAAAAUCCUAGAAAUCAUGUCAACGCCAUCACCACUAGAAGUGGAAAAUCUUUGAAAGAUCCACAUUUCCCUUCUAAUGAUCUUACACUUGAAGAAGAUGUUGAGAAAGAUGAAGAUGAAGAAAGGCCAAAUGAAGAGGAAAUUGAAAAAAUUCUUGAAAGUGAAAAUGAUGAUGAACCUCUAAUUCAAAGAAACAAGUCAAAAGGGAAGGAGCCAAUUCAAGAAGGAACCAACUCAAGUAAGAAGAAUGUGAACAAGGCCAUUACUCAAAUACCUUCAUACAAAAAAUUCUUGAAGGAUAUUUUGAGUAACAAGAAGAGAUUGGAGAAGAGUGCGGUAGUGGACCUUAGUGAGGGAGCUUUGACAUGUGCCGUUCUCCAAAAGAAUUUGCCUCCUAAGUUGAAAGAUCCGGGAAGUUUUUCUAUCCCUUGCAUUGUUGGAGGAUUUGUGGUGAGCCAUGCUUUGUGUGAUCUUGGGGCUAGUGUGAGCCUUAUGCCAUACUCUCUAUGCAAGAGGCUCAAUCUUGGAGAGCCCAAGCCCACUACCAUGACACUCCAAAUGGCGGACCGUUCCAUCAAGCGCCCGGUGGGAGUACUUGAAGAUAUCCCGGUCAUGAUUGAUUAA